Messenger RNA from Cercopithifilaria johnstoni, 246 nucleotides. The record is from the annotation of a GenBank genome assembly. Lineage: Eukaryota; Metazoa; Nematoda; Chromadorea; Rhabditida; Onchocercidae.
AUGAUUUACCACCCGUGGGAAUCUAUGAAUUAUCCAGGAACAACUCCAUGCAUAACAAAGGAACAUCGCUUACUCCCACCCCAAAGCGAAAAAAGCGAUGAGUCAUCAGGCUGCGCGGCGCGUCUCCUAACUCACAGCAGCGAAACGAGGAGUCGCGUUGUAUCACUAUGUCAGAUCUCUGUAAGACUUCCGCGGAAGUCCCUACCAGUACCUUUUACACGCUCUUCUUUAUUAGCUUCUUCAUGA